Messenger RNA from Aspergillus versicolor CBS 583.65, 1620 nucleotides. RefSeq names its product MDR family MFS transporter. Gene Ontology annotation, biological process: transmembrane transport. Bases 1 to 1620 code for a protein of 539 amino acids. The record is from RefSeq and is a predicted model, not a curated record. NCBI's taxonomy places the organism in Eukaryota, Fungi, Ascomycota, Eurotiomycetes, Eurotiales, Aspergillaceae. Gene Ontology annotation, cellular component: membrane. Gene Ontology annotation, molecular function: transmembrane transporter activity. The transcript is spliced from 3 exons.
AUGUCGCCUGUGAUACCUUACGACCCGCUCAACAACGACAGCGAAGUGAGACUGGCGACUUUCGAUCUUAGCGACGAUGUCGACCGGCGACUGUCAAGGGAUACAGGGGAAAUAUAUCCCGCGGGAUGGAAACUAGCCACCAUCAUGGUUGGGCUGUCUUUGGCGUGCAUAUUGUCGGCACUGGAUAACACGAUCCUCACGACUGCAAUCCCAUUGAUCACCAAACAGUUCAACUCUCUAGACGACGUGGGCUGGUAUGCAAGUGCCUUUCUGCUUACUACCUGCUGUGUGAGCCUGACCUACGGAAAGCUGUAUACCUAUUAUCCCAUAAAAUGGACCUACCUUGUCGCGCUUGGUAUUUUCGAGGCCGGCUCGCUGAUCUGUGGAGCCACCCCUAGCUCACUAGGGCUAAUUAUUGGGCGUGCUAUUGCUGGUAUCGGGGCUGGCGGAAUUUUCUCGGGCUCAUUACUUAUUGUUGCACAGGAGACACCGUUGCGGCUGAGGCCUAUAUACACUGGUAUAAUCAGCGCCACAUACGGGGUUGCUAGUGUUACCGGACCACUAAUUGGGGGCGUGCUUACGGAUAAUGCCAGCUGGAGAUGGUGUUUUUAUAUCAAUCUCCCAAUUGGGGGUGUUACCUGUCUCUUCCUUCUAUUCUUCUACAAGGCUAGAAAGCUUGCGAAGGCCGCCGUUGGGUGGAAGGAUGUAUUGUUGCAGCUGGACCCACUGGGCCUUCUUUUUUUCCUGCCAUCCAUGGUUAGCCUGCUGCUUGCAUUGCAAUGGGGAGGCACCGAGUAUCCCUGGAACAGUCCUCCGAUAAUUUCCCUAUUUGUUGUGUUUGGCGUGCUUAUACUGGCCUUUGUAGCGGUGCAGUGGUGGCGGCAGAAUAAAGCCACGAUCCCGCCGCGCUUAAUAAAGAACCGGAAUGUCUGGGGUGCUUCUUUCUUUAUAUUCUGCCUGGGGUCAUCAUUAAUGGUAUAUUCAUACUAUCUGCCUAUAUGGUUCCAGAGCGUCCAAGGUGUGUCGGCAACACAGUCCGGCAUUCUUAACCUGCCCAUGCUCUUGGCCACUGCAGUGUGUUCAAUCCUCGCCGGAGGCAUUGUCAGUGCCUUGGGCCAGUAUAUGCCUUUUGUAUACUUCUCUCCCGUUGCGUUGACAGUUGCUGGUGGCCUGCUGACGACGCUUCGAGUUGAUUCAAGCCCCAGCGAGUACUUGGGGUAUCAGGCGCUGCUUGGUAUUGGGAUGGGAUGUGGAAUAUCACAGGGCGUGGUGGCAGUGCAAGCCGCGUUGCCUCCGCACGAUGUCCCUAGUGGUACUGUUGUUUUGAUGUUUAUGCAGACCAUGGGAGGGGCUGUGUUUGUUUCCGCGGCGCAGAGUCUCUUCCAUAACAAGCUAUUGGAAGGCAUCACCAAGAAUGUCCCCGAUGUGGAUGCUAAGAAGGUUAUUGACGCUGGAGCUACGAUGCUGAAAGAUACUGUAUCAGCAGAGGCUUUGCCAGGAGUUCUGCAGGCAUAUAACUCCGCUGUCACAUGCUGCUUUUAUAUUGCCGUUGCAUUUUCAGGCCUAGCUAUUGUCGGGGCUUUGCCCAUGCAAUGGAUUUCAGUUAAGAAGAAGGCCUAG